Molecule: messenger RNA, 1916 nt
Organism: Camellia sinensis
Lineage: Eukaryota; Viridiplantae; Streptophyta; Magnoliopsida; Ericales; Theaceae
Product: GRAS family transcription factor
Source: RefSeq, a predicted model, not a curated record
CUUAGUCGUUAAUACACUUUAAUUAAUUCCUUAAUCACUUGCUCCUCUUUCAUUUCUUACUUCUCUAAUUAAGUACCCAAUUAAGUCCUGAAACACUCUUUUAUUAUAAACUCACAGCACUUAGCUUUUAGCUAUGGCCAUGGUGGUCGACGACACCAUCAUCCCCGAACUAGACUUUUCUAGUUACACCACCACCACUACGAGCGAAGAUGACUAUGUGUGCACUUGGAACGAUUGGUCUCCAGUGGUGGACUGGGAAGAACUUUCCGGAGGCCAUGACAAUUUCCAUGACCUCAUCGAAUCCAUGAUGGAUGAUAACGCCGAGUUGCAAGGAUUAUCUUGCAACUCGGUGUCGUCCACUGAUAUGAUGGUGAUAGAAGAGCACAUGGAAAUGAACAGCAGUAGCAGUGGCAGUGAUGGUGGGAUCGAUGACUUCAAAGGGCUAAGGUUGGUCCACCUCUUGAUGGCCGCGGCGGAGGCGCUGACCGGAGUCAACAAGAGCCGGGAACUGGCUCGGGUGAUAUUGGUUCGGCUCAAGGAGUUGGUGUCCCCAACCGACGGCUCCAACAUGGAAAGGUUGGCGGCGCAUUUUACCGACGCCUUGCAAGGUUUGCUAGAUGGCGCCUGUGGGUUGCAUAAUAAGCACACGUUAACAAAUGGACCCCACCAUCAUCAUCGUGAUGAUCACCAUCCAACGGACGUCCUUGCUGCGUUCCAGCUGUUGCAGGACAUGUCACCCUAUGUUAAGUUCGGACACUUCACGGCUAAUCAAGCCAUUUUAGAAGCUGUGGCUCAUGAUAGGAGGGUCCAUAUUGUGGACCAUGAUAUCAUGGAGGGGAUCCAAUGGGCUUCCUUGAUGCAAGCUUUGGUGUCUAGAAAGGAUGGCCCACCUGCCCCACACCUUCGGAUCACAGCCAUAUCACGAGGUGGGAGCUGCCGCCGGUCGAUCGGGACAGUCCAAGAGACCGGUCGGCGAUUGGUUGCUUUUGCAGCGUCGAUCGGUCAACCGUUUUCUUUCCAUCAAUGUAGAUUGGAUUCAGACGAGACAUUUCGACCGUCCGUUUUGAAAUUGGUAAAAGGUGAGGCUUUGGUGUUCAAUUGUAUGCUACACUUACCUCACUUUAAUUAUCGGACACCCGAGUCGGUUACUUCAUUUCUAUCCGGGGCGAAGACGCUAAACCCGAGAUUAGUAACACUAGUGGAGGACGAAGUAGGACCCAGGAGCGAAGGAGGGUUCAUGGGCCGGUUCAUGGACUCCCUGCACCAUUACUCAGCAAUGUAUGAUUCGCUCGAGGCUGGGUUUCCAAUGCAGGGCCGGGCUCGAGCUUUGGUGGAGAGGGUGUUCUUUGGGCCCCGAAUAGCCGGGUCGUUGGCCCGCAUCUACCGUGCGCGUGGGGUGGAGGAAAGCUGCUCUUGGGGGGAGUGGUUGUCUGCGGUGGGAUUCCAUCCUAUUAAAAUAAGCUUCGCCAAUCAUUGCCAAGCAAAGUUGUUGUUGGGACUGUUCAAUGAUGGGUAUAUGGGGGAGGAAUUAGCUAACAAUAGGCUUGUUUUGGGCUGGAAAUCUCGGCGUCUUCUCUCGGUUUCUGUUUGGACCUCCUCAGAUUUUGAUUUGUAAAUUAGUCCUCUUUUGUUUCCACUAUUUGUUCUUCUACCCCUGUUUUUUCAUUUGUCUCACACUAGAACCCCCAUGAGUUUUUUUAUUUUUAUUUUAUAGUAUUUGUUUUUAAAGCACAUUCUAGGCAGUCCAAUGUUGUAAACCAAGAGCAACAAUUUUAAGUUGGUUUUUAGAGCUAGAUGUACAGGUCCUAAAAUUUUUGAUCUUCUUAAAUGUUGCCUCUAUUAUGUAAUUUGCAUGGAUUUCGAAGUUGUGUUUUCUUUUCUUUUUCCUAAAUAUAUAUAAAUAUUUUUUUCCCUGC